Miscanthus lutarioriparius is the source of this 366-nucleotide messenger RNA. Lineage: Eukaryota; Viridiplantae; Streptophyta; Magnoliopsida; Poales; Poaceae. The record is from the annotation of a GenBank genome assembly.
AUGGCGCACCCGAUGUACGGCUCCGGGCCGCUCCGAUCCAGGAACGCGGCCAACUCGGAGGAAAUCCAGCUGCGGAUCGACCCGGUGCACGGGGACCUCGACGAGGAGAUCGACGGGCUGCACUCCAGGGUCCGCAUGCUCAAAGGGGUGGCCCAGGAGAUAAAUUCUGAAGCCAAGUUCCAGAAUGAUUUUCUGCAUGAACUGCAAAUGACCCUUGCAAAAGCUCAGGCUGGAGUGAAGAACAACAUGCGGAGGUUGAACAAGAGCAUCAUCCAGCAGGGCUCAAACCAUGUUCUCCAUGUUGUCCUCUUUGCACUGUUUUGCUUCUUCGUUGUCUAUCUCUUGUCAAAGUUCUCUAGAAGAUAG